Messenger RNA from Miscanthus lutarioriparius, 999 nucleotides. NCBI's taxonomy places the organism in Eukaryota, Viridiplantae, Streptophyta, Magnoliopsida, Poales, Poaceae. The record is from the annotation of a GenBank genome assembly.
AUGGCUGCUGAUGCCGCGAUGCUUUUGCCACUGGCCGUGCUUUUGCGGUUUUGCCUCGCUGCGCCGCCGCAUCGCUUUGGCAUUUGGCAACCACCGCAGGCACGGCCUAGAGCCCGAGAUCCUGUAUUUGCAGCGGCGAGAAGAAGGGCACGUACAUUGUCGCCGCUGCGCGACCGCCUGGACUACUUCUACUUCCUGGGCGCGGAGGAGUACUUCCACUCUCGCAUCGCCAAGCACGGCGGUGCCACCGUGUUGCGCGUCAACAUGCCGCCGGGCCCGCUCCUCUCGGGCGACUACCGCGUCGUCGCCGUCCUCGACGCGCGCAGCUUCCGCGUCCUCCUCGACGACUCCCGCGUCGACAAGGACGGCACGCUCGACGGCACCUACAUGCCCUCACUCGCGCUCUUCGGCGGCCACCGCCCGCUCGCGUUCCUCGACGGCGCCGAUCCGCGCCAUGCCGUGCUCAAGCGCUGCGGGCCGGAGCUGCACGCCAGGCUCGCCACCGAGGUCCGCACCGUCGUCCCACCGUCGGGCACGGCGAUCACCCUGUCGGACGUGGAGAAGAUGCCGCUGGUGAAGUCGUUCGUGUGGGAGACGCUGCGCAUGAACCCACCGGUGGAGUUCCAGUACGGGCGCGCGCGGCGGGACACGGUGGUGGAGAGCCACGACGCGGCGUACGAGGUGAAGAAGGGCGAGAUGGUGUUCGGGUACCAGCCGCUGGCGACGCGCGACGAGCGCGUGUUCCAGCGCGGCCGCGAGUUCGUCCCCGACCGGUUCGCUGUAUGUUCUGACGACGACGAGCGGCGGCGGAUGCUGGAGCACGUGGUGUGGUCGAACGGGCCGGAGACCGGCGCGGCCGCGGAGGGGAACAAGCAGUGCCCCGGGAAAGACGCGGUGGUGGCGGCGGGGCGGCUGAUGGUGGCGGAGCUGUGGACGGUGCAGGCGAGCGCCACCAGUGUCAGGAGGUCAUCAACCAGCGCUCGUCUACUGCUCACGUGA